CGCUUCAUCUCCCUCACAAUUAUUUAUUCGCUCCCAAAAUUAUAAAAAAAAUCAUUUUCCAAUGAAAGCUCUGUCGCUCUCCAUCUCCGUCUCCUUCUCCACAGCCACACCCUCUGCCCUAAAUAAAUCUCUCUCCCCUUCCACCAUUCUCCUCUCUCUCUCAUCCAGAUUCUUCUCCUCGCCGCUUUUCCCGCCACACAACCGCUCCAUGGCCACUUGCGUCCACUCCUCCACCGCCACCACAACUCCCCCCCGCACCGCUCAAUCCGUCGACACCUACGCCAUCUGCUGCAGACCUAAUUUCGCCGAUCGCGUGCAACCAAAAACGGUUCUGGUCGCCGAUUUGUGGCUGCGGAUGAGGGAGGAGGCCAGGUUAGAUAUUGAGCAGGAACCGAUUUUGUCUAGCUACUAUUAUACUUCGAUUCUGUGCCACGAUUCGAUCGAAUCAGCUCUCGCGAGUCACCUCUCGAUCAAAUUGAGCAACCACAGCCUCCCCAGCGGCAUCCUCCACGAUUUAAUUUUAGGGAUUUUAGUCGAAAAUGGGGAAAUAAUUAGGGCGGUGGUUGAUGAUCUGAGGGCGGUGAAGGAGCGGGACCCUGCCUGCAUCAGUUUCGCACACUGCUUCCUCAACUUCAAAGGCUUCUCCGCGAUUCAAUCGCACAGAAUCGCGCACAAUCUGUGGUGCAAAGGCAGGAAAGUGCUGGCGCUGCUGAUACAGAACAGGGUUUCGGAGGCCUUCGCGGUGGAUAUCCACCCCGGGGCGAGGAUCGGGAGCGGUAUCCUUCUCGAUCACGCGACGGGGGUGGUGAUCGGGGAGACGGCGGUGAUUGGGAACAAUGUGUCGAUCCUGCAUAACGUGACGCUGGGCGGGACGGGCAAGGCGAGCGGUGAUAGGCACCCGAAGAUCGGGGAUGGGGUCCUGAUUGGGGCGGGGACUUGUGUGCUGGGCAAUGUGAGGAUCGAGGAGGGGGCGAGGAUUGGGGCGGGAUCGGUUGUGCUGAAGCAGGUGCCGGCGAGGAGCACAGCGGUUGGGAAUCCGGCGAGAUUGAUCGGAGGGCGGCUGGAGAAGACGCCGAGCUUAACCAUGGAUCAGACCUCGCAUUCUGAAUGGUCUAAUUAUGUUAUAUAGAAGAAGAAGAAGAAGAGUAAGUGUUGUUAGCAGAGGUGUUUCUUGCUCUUAAUCUAAUAUACAUGGUGUGUGUGUGUGUGCAACUUUUUGGCUAUUACUACUAUGAUUAGAUAUUACUACUCAUUUGUGUGACUGAGUUGUUUAUGUAUAAUGUUUGAGGUUUUAUUUUUGUAAGAAAAAAGGUAGAAUCCUCUUUGGUUAA
Salvia hispanica is the source of this 1331-nucleotide messenger RNA. The record is from RefSeq and is a predicted model, not a curated record. Lineage: Eukaryota; Viridiplantae; Streptophyta; Magnoliopsida; Lamiales; Lamiaceae.